Messenger RNA from Coprinopsis cinerea okayama7#130, 1056 nucleotides. RefSeq lists its product as hypothetical. The transcript is spliced from 5 exons. The record is from RefSeq and is a predicted model, not a curated record. Lineage: Eukaryota; Fungi; Basidiomycota; Agaricomycetes; Agaricales; Psathyrellaceae. Bases 1 to 1056 code for a protein of 351 amino acids.
AUGUCCGAGUCAUUCAUGUUGGCCGAGGUAGUCGCUAGCGUAUUCUACAUCUCCGCCCUCGUUACCAUCUUCGAAAUCGGACUCCAAUGUUUUAUGACCAUCUUCGGUCUCUUCCUUUACCUCCAAUCCACGACCGAGCAACGUCGCGGCCGACUCCCUUACAUCGUCGUCAGCUUUGCCAUCCUCUUCAUAUCCUCCUUCUCAGCGGGCCUAGACGCGCUCGUCACUUUCCGAUCUCUGUACACCUCUGCUGGCCCCCAGGACUACAUUAGAAUUAUCACGAUUCUGGAGAACGGCUGGCACAGGGUUGCAAGCACCUUCUGUGCUAAUGCAUAUGUGCUCAUUGGGGAUGCCGUCUUGCUCUACAGAUGCUACGUGAUCUGGAUGGACAAACGUUGGGUCAUGGCCGUCCCCACUCUCACCUACCUCUCCACAACUGCCGUCACAUUCAGCACAGCCGUUCUUUCGAUCAAACAAAGUACCCUCGGACCGAUGCCCGAAUCCGCAAUCCACACAUACCGCAACCUCACCACAGCUUUUAUUUUCCUCACCGUGGCACUCAACAUCAUCCUCACAUCUCUAAUCUCCUUCCGACUCCUCCGCGCUCAUAAACAAAUCGCGUCCGUCCUUCCAGAUCGCGACAUGAGUUACGUGUACAAAAACGUCAUCACGAUCCUGGUGGAAGCCGCCCUACCCUUGACGCUGACAGGACUGGGCUAUGCCCUGGUGGAAGUCGUCCGACUGGCCAUCUUUUGGAAGAACCGACCAGAGACGAUGGAGUUGGUGCGCGCCGCGUAUGCCUUCGCCAUCCUGUAUUAUGCUUUCGCGGCGCUCUCACCACAGAUGAUCAUUUUCAGAGUGACAACUGGUCGAUCAUGGAUGAGACACGAAGAAGCAAGGUCGGCAGCGCCAUCCGGACAUCCUUCUCAGCCCCUCAGAUUCAACCAUGCGCUCGCUGGGGACCCUACGUCCUUUGCUUCGAGCCUUGUCGCCGGCUCCAGAGGAAGCCACGCCAACGACGCGUCCGAGCCCAGUCUAGCGGGCAAACCAACAUAA